AUGGCUGCACCGGGACCCCGCGCCUUGAGGGCUGUGCUCUGUGGCGGCUGCUGCUGCCUCCUGCUGUGCGCCCAGCUCGCUGUGGCUGGUAAAGGAGCUCGAGGCUUUGGGCGGGGUGCCCUGCUGCGCCUGAACAUCUGGCCAGCUGUCCAAGGGGGCUGCAGAGAGCUGGAGCUCUGUGAGCAUUGUGUGGAGGGGGACAGAGCACACAACCUGUCAGGCUGCGUGUGGGAGCAAUGCCGGCCCGAGGAGCCAGGACGCUGUGUGGCCCAAGCUGAGGUAGUCAAGGAAGGCUGCUCUGUCUACAACCACUCGGAGGCGUGUCCGGCUGCCCACCACCAACCCACCUAUAAACCGCAGACAAUUACAACAGGUAGCCCAAUGGUCCCCGAAGCCCCUAGCCCUGGCUUUGAUGGGGCCAGCUUCAUUGGGGGUGUUGUGCUGGUGCUGAGCCUGCAGACGGUGGCUUUCUUUAUGCUGCGCUUCCUCAAGACCAAGGACAGCACCUACCAGACACUGUGA
Messenger RNA from Trichechus manatus latirostris (Florida manatee), 522 nucleotides. RefSeq names its product CD164 molecule like 2 (gene CD164L2). Bases 1 to 522 code for a protein of 173 amino acids. The transcript has 5 exons. Gene Ontology annotation, cellular component: cytoplasmic vesicle. NCBI's taxonomy places the organism in Eukaryota, Metazoa, Chordata, Mammalia, Sirenia, Trichechidae. The record is from RefSeq and is a predicted model, not a curated record.